Zeugodacus cucurbitae (melon fly) is the source of this 8968-nucleotide messenger RNA. RefSeq names its product patronin (gene Patronin). Gene Ontology annotation, biological process: negative regulation of microtubule depolymerization; neuron projection development; cytoplasmic microtubule organization. The transcript has 26 exons. The record is from RefSeq and is a predicted model, not a curated record. The coding region runs from base 993 to 6428 and encodes 1811 amino acids. Gene Ontology annotation, cellular component: microtubule minus-end. Lineage: Eukaryota; Metazoa; Arthropoda; Insecta; Diptera; Tephritidae. Gene Ontology annotation, molecular function: calmodulin binding; spectrin binding; microtubule minus-end binding.
CAGAUGACGUUUUCUUUCACUUUGAACAAAUUCGCUCUGCUGUUAUUGAGCUGCGAAAGCUAAACGAAAAUUAUUAAAAUUUUAUUGCAAAUUAAUUGUGAGUAAUGUUCAAUUGGUAUUAACUAAACAGGCGGUAAAGAAAUCAAUUUUAUUAUAUAGUGAAAUUAUAAUAUUUAAAUGCAAAAAAGUGAAUUUCUCGAGCGGCCGAAUAAAAAUUUCACUACGCGACUCCCAUUUUCGGUUAGGGUCGUGGCUCGCGUAUUAAACAUAUGUGCGAGAUAGAGAAAGCCACUGCUUGCGGCUGCAUGUAGCAAUUGUGCGUGCGAACGAGAAGACAAGUGUUGUUUUUUUUCGUUUUGGUGUAAAGUCGAAGAAAAUUUUUGAGCAAAGAAUUUAAUAAUGAGAUAAUCUUUGUAUUUAUCCAAAUACCAUCAGCGAAGUGAAAGAAAAGCCAAACAAAUUGUUAAUUGUCUAUAUAAUUAAUUGAAUUUGAAGUAAAUGUGUUGGGGAAGUGCGUGUUAUGUGGUUAAAUAUCGAUAAGUCGCAACAGCUGAUGCACUGGUGCGUUUAAUCUUUAGUGGCAAACCCCCACGCCGGUGGGGCUUAAAAAGCAUUAUAACAAAAAAAAAUAAAGAAGUAGAAAAAACACGCCAGAGAGUGAUUCACAAGUUUCAAGCAGGCGUAGCACCUUUCCAAAACUGCACUAGCUUAUGCUUAUUAAUGUGGAAUUUGUUGUUUAAAUAUUUGUGUCUAUGAUACGUGUGAAAGAAAGUUUCGUUUAGGAAGGCUUUUUUGCUUUCUUUUUGUUGCAUGAAUCGAAGGAUUGAUUGCUGUUGUCUUCUUGUGGAUUAUUGUGCUCGUGGCUGAGCGAAAAACGACGAUUGCGACGACCACGACCACAACGACGCCUAUCGGACGGAUCGGUUCUUGAAACGACCCGCGUUGCUGGUCCUUUGGGAAGAGACAUAUACGUCUGAUCUGGAUAUAAUUGCAUGAUGGAUGCUGGACAGCAAGAAACUAGACAGGCACAUCAUCGUGCUUCCGUGAAGUGGCUACUCGCCAAAGCCUUCAACAAUAAUAUUCCAGAUAAUUUACGUGAACCCUUCUAUACGGAUCAUGACAAUCAGGAACGGCUGAAACCGCAAAUUGUUGUAGAAAUGGGAAAUGCAACGCUCUACUGCCAGACAUUAUCCAACAUAUAUUCGGAUCCGAAUUAUCAAAGUCUGAAUCAUUGGUCCAUAUUGCAGACAUUAUCACGUAAAGGUGUGCCAGUCGCUGAGUCACCAGAGAUGCCAUUAACCGAAACGGUUUUGAUACAAACAAAUCCUUUGAGGAUAAACGCCCACAUGUCCGUGAUUCAAUCACUAAUGACUCUGUAUGCAAAGGAGAUAACUUCGGGCGAACGCAUAGCUAAUGCGGUUGCAAGAAUUACGGGUAAUAAUGGCCAACUGCUACCGCACGAUCAGCCAUUCGAUCAGCUGCUGCUGUUGUGGAUCUCACAUGCUUGCACUUCGUUGAAGAAACGCAUUGCGCGUGAGGUCGAAUUGAGCACAACGGAUGAAAAUGGCGUACGCCUGCAAGUGCCCAACAUUCCAGCCGUGCACGAUUAUCAGAGUCUAUGUGAUGGCGUUUGUUUAGCUUUAUUUAUAUCGUAUUAUUGCCCGAAAGCGCUACCAUGGUCGCUAGUGCGUAUUAAUUAUUUACCAGCCGUCGAGGAUUCCGUACACAAUGUGUCUUUAGUCAGCAAUUUUUGUCAACAACAUUUGCCAUAUAAUGUGUUCCAUAUGAAUCCCGAAGAUGUGACAUUCAUGCGCAAUUCGAUGAAGCUAAAUUUAGUUGUGCUGUUGGCUGAUUUAUUUCUGCUCUUCGAAAUUCAUCCUGCAAAAUGUGUUUGUUAUCCCGGCAUGGAUGCGCCAGAGAUCAUCAGUAAACGUUACUUUGGCGUUAAUGAGCUUGGAAUAUGUCAUCGCAGGGGUCUCACCAUGCAGCCCGUCAUACCAAUUCCAGAUCUGAGAAGCGAUUCAGAUUCGAAUUACGGCUCGCCAACAAAUCGACCGCCAUUUCAAGUUUCGAAUUCGGCCUCGGACGAACUCGUGUAUGGCAACAAUUCUGCAACAUUAAUGCAAAAUGCGGGUUUAAGAAAUUCGGAAAAUGAAGCAUUUGUUGUUCAUAAGUCACGUGGCGUCACAACCCUAUCGUCGUUGCAUUCACAACAACAACAACAACAACAGGAGCCAUUGGUUCCCGCACGUUUGCGUCAAUCGAAAGAAAAAUCAAAUAUCGAGACAAAGGCUGAUGAAAGAGGUGAUUACGUACCAGCAGGCAGACCCAGCAAUUGGGAGCAAAAUCGGCGUCCUAGUUAUGCAGGACGUCGCUCACGUCGAAAUUCAUCCAGCGAAGACUCACAAUUGACAAUUGAGAAUUUCGGUGGCUCUCAAGAUCAAUUGAAUGCGGUCGGACGUUUUGAGCGUGAGCGUGAACGUGAACGCGAACGCAAGCACUCCAAUGUCAGUGUGGUGGAACCCGCUGUCGCUGUACGCUCCUCCAUUGCCGAUGCACGCGGCACGCUGCAACUUGGCUACGACACGGAUUCGGGUUCAGAGAAGCAGGAUCGUGAGACCGAGAAAUAUUUAAUGAAGCGACAUGCAAGCACCGAUAAUGUCAACGUGAAUGCCUCCAAUACUCAACUGAACAGCAUUGUCAGCACAGUUAGUAGUCCGAUGCCUUCCACACGUCGUCAGCACCCUAUUGAAAAAGACAAUCUGGAUAAACAGUAUGCCGAACGCAAAGAUAGCAGCACGAAUGAUUAUGAGCAAACUUUGACACGGCGCUCAACACAAAGUUCGGGCUCAAGCAAAGUGGAGGCUUGGAAUAAUAGUAAAAUUGAUCCCUAUGACGAUGAUCUGCGCACGUUGGAGAAUGCCUCCAAGUUGUCCAAUAUACGCAUGAAACUCGAAGAGAAACGUUUACGCAUCGAACAGGAUAAGCGUCGCAUUGAAAUGGCGUUGUUGCGUCAUCAGGAAAAGCUUGCACGCGAGGAUUUGGAUGCCUCGUCGGAGGUGUUGAAAUGGGAGACAUUGAGUAACGAUUCAAAUCGUACGCCAGAUCUUGAUCCGCUCGACUUGGAUAAGUAUCAGCAAAGUCUGGCUAUUAUGAAUAUGAAUUUACAGGAUAUACAACAGGAUAUACAAAAGCUAACAGUCCAACAAAAUCAAAUACAAGCACAACAAUUGCAAGCGCAACAACUGAUGCACGCACAGCAUAUGGCCAACAUGUUGAAUCAGCCUCCAUACGGUUCACAACAACAUCUCAGCGAUAAUUUCAAUCAAAUGCAAAUGCAACAACAACAACAACAGCACAAUUUCGGUUCAACACCACAUCUAGCACAUUCCUCAUACCAACCGCAUGCCAAUCUCUACAAUUCACGGCCGCCCAGUCGUGAUCCCUACCAACAACAACAACAACAACCACAACCACCACUACCACAAAUGCCAUCAAUGCCAAUGCAAUAUAUUAAUGAACAUGGUCAAUAUGUGUCGCAGCAGCAGCCACUACCAAUGAUGCAACAACAACAACAACAACAACCACAUUAUAUGCAACCACAAAAGUUAUAUAAUGAUAAUAUGGUUCCUUACAACAACCACGUAUAUGGUGGACCACAACCACAAUAUGCACCACCUCACCUCAAUCAGACGCCACCACAAUAUAUGAAUCGCGCCAGCAUGUAUGAUGAUUAUGGGCGUGAUCCGAGCUCACCACAACCGAAUCCCAUGUAUCCGCAUGAGAUGUCGCCACAACCGACGCAACCGCAGCGACGCACAUGGAAUCAAUCGGUGUAUGAGCAACAGCAACAGCAGCAGCAACAACAACAGCAACAGUAUCAGCAAUCACAAGCACCUUUGGUGGAUGUGAAUGCUUGGCAACAGCAGAAGCAACGCGCAUGCCUGCCCGGCAUGGAUGGCAAUUACACAUGGAAGAAAUCCAAUCAAAUGGCCGGCAAUGGUGGACGUGAAGGUUUUGUGUUGCAUCAAAAUGAUGGCGGUGGUGAGUAUCAGCAUCUCUUCCGCUCCUCACCGCAGCACCUACAGCAACACAACAACGAUGGCAUCGGCGGUGGUGGCGGUGGCCUGCAGCGUCAACAUUCAAUCAGUAAUAUGCCAAUGACAACGAAACAAGCGCCCACAACAGCGGCGACGUCUUCCUCAAAUUCUUCGGGUGGCCAACAGAUGUGCGAUGAUAUGAUGGCGCCACAGAGUAUUUGCUUUAUUGGCGAUGAGGAUGAUGUGGAGGAGUUGGAACGCAAUAUAAUUGAGUCGAUGCAGCAUACGCGCAUCGCUGACUAUGCACACCAACAGCAGCAGUAUCAAAUGCAACAGCAACAACAACAACAACAGCAGCAACACUAUCAACAGCACGGCAGCGACGGCAGCUACGACGGUGGCAAUGAGUUGUUGCCGCAAAAGUUACACAUAACCAGCGGUAAUCUCACCUAUCGCAUACCGUCGCCGUCCAGACCCGCUGUCAACGCCAACAGUUUUCAGCAGGAUCCACGUGAUGCGAAAACCGAGAAGGGCUUUUACAUCUCAUUCGACGAUAAUCAACCGAAGCGUCCGAAACCUCCCUUGCGCGCGAAACGUUCGCCGAAGAAAGAGCGCAGCAUGGACAGCACUGAUCAUCAGUUGCCCGGCAGCAAAAUGGAACCGCUCAAUCGUGCGCACAGCAUCAGCGAAGACAACAAUCCGACCUUCAAUGGCGGCUCGUUGUUGCAUGGUGCACGUCAAUACGCCGGUGGCAUCGGCAAUAUGGAUAUGCUUAAGAAUGGUGUUGGUGGUGGUGGCGGUGUCAAAAUGAGCGAUAUUAAUACGGCUACAUAUAAUAAGUACACGGAUGCGCCUAUACAACUACGCCAUGAUGACCUCAAAAGCCAAAAAGCGCCAGUCGCCCAGCCACGUUCGCCCGUACAUCAUCAAUUCAAUGUGUCUGCGACGGCUGCGGCACUCUCGUCCUCACCGCCAAUAACGCGUAGUCAGCAAAGUACACUUACUGCCGCCGCCGCCGCCGGUGGUGGUGGUGGUAGCAAUAGUCAGACGAAGGCGUUGGUCAUUGGCACCGAUGUCAGCAAUUUGGAUCGGGAAUCUAUCGAUGAAAUGGAGCGUCGCAAAGAGAAAAUCAUGUUACAGUCACUGCAGCGUCGCCAACAGCAAGAGGAGGCGAAGGCGCGUAAAGAAAUCGAAGCGACACGCAAGCGUGAAAUGGAGCGUGAAAAGGAAGAGGAGAAGGCGCGCAAGAAAGAAGAACAAAUGGCGCGACGAGCGGCAAUUUUAGAGCAACAUCGAUUGAAGAAAGCCAUCGAAGAGGCCGAACGUGAGGGUAAAACCCUGGAUCGUGCCGAAUUAACAAUGAAACAGUCAACACAAAAUUCCACAACGCCACGUCUGCGUCAAACGCGUCCCACACGGCCACGCCCCAAGACCAUACAUGUCGACGAUGGUUCCGUGGACUUGAGUGAGGCAUCGAGUAUUUCUAGUCGUAGUAAAAAAGGUUCUAGUACCAAUCUAACAGCCUACGGUACGUUGAGCAAUUCCAACACGCUGAGAAGAGAUUUUUAUAGAGGCUCACACGAUUCUCUAACUGUCAAAGAAUCACCUGAUGAAUACCCAAGCACAAGUUCAACACCGAUUGGGCGCAGGGGAUCAUAUAAAGCAUCAAGAGAACCAACCGUCGAUCGAGGCCGUUCACGUAUAUCUGUAGCUAAAGGAAGUAGCCUUAAUUUCCGUGGUCGCAAGUCGAAUUCGCUAAUGAAUCUGUGUGAUACAGAUUCGGGGUUGGGUCGUGCCACACCGCCACGUCGUGCGCCUUCGCCGGGCAUGGCUUCAGGUAGGCAUAUGCCGUCGCCAUCGGGACCGGGCUCACUGCCACCAGGUUUGAUAUCGAAACGUCGUGGCUUCGAUGAUGGAUCGGGCCUGCUCUCAGCCAAUCUAGGCUCUAUGGAAUAUUCGGGUCCGAAACUCUAUAAACAACCGGCCGCCAAAUCGAAUCGUGGCAUCAUAUUGAAUGCCGUCGAAUAUUGCGUUUUCCCCGGUGCGGUGAACCGUGAGGCCAAACAAAAAGUACUCGAGAAGAUCGCACGCUCCGAGGCGAAACAUUUUCUAGUGCUCUUCCGCGAUGCCGGCUGUCAAUUUCGUGCAUUGUACAGCUAUGUACCCGAAUUGGAUCAAGUGACCAAAUUGUAUGGUACAGGACCUAGUCAAGUGGAUGAAGUCAUGUUUGACAAAUUCUUUAAAUACAACUCAGGCGGCAAAUGUUUUUCACAAGUCCAUACAAAACAUCUAACGGUCACCAUCGAUGCAUUUACAAUACACAACUCACUGUGGCAGGGCAAGAAGGUGCAUUUGCCCAGUAAAAAGGAUAUGGCGUUAGUUAUAUAAGGUGUCCCAAAGUGUUGUUAUGGCGCGCGCAAAACGGCCGUUCUACUACCACUACUACAAACGCAUAUGGCAACGCUUUUCGCUGUGUGUGUGUGUAUGCGCUCGCUGGAUGGAAUGUUGCAGCUGCGAACGAAGAGAGAGCGAACUCAAAGAACAACCAAGGCAUGCAUGCAAAUUGUCAUCAUCGUCGUCUGAGAUACAUACACACAUACAUAUAUAUGUAGUUGUAAAUUGUUGGUUCGAAAGUUAUAUAUUUACAUAUAUGCAUAAACAUUUGCAUAACUACUUAUAUAUAUAUAUAUAUAAUAUAUAUAUGAAAGAUCAUUUAUUGAUUGAUAAGUAAAAUAACAAAAAAGAGACACAAAAUUUAUUAUAAAUGCGUGUGAACAAGCAGAAGAGUUGAACAAAAAAAAAGAAACGGUAAAUAACUAACAUUUACUAACUGCAAAACUUAAAAAGUAAAAAGAAGGCACGUGCAGCGUAGUAAAGUGAGUGAAAAGUAAGCAAGAGAUAGAGAGAGCGAGAGGGUAAAAGUAAAAGAGCGAGCUUAGCGUAAACAGAAAUGUGUUGUUAUUGUUGCGUGGCUUGACAGUCAAGCUGUCGUGGAAAAAGAAGCAGUAAGCUUAAGCCGUUCACACAUACACACACCUAGGAUAUACAUAUAUACAUACACAUCUAUGUAUAUAUAAGCAUAUAUCCAUAUACACAUGCAUACAGAAAUUAAAGAAAUAAAUAAAUAUAUAUAUAUACAGUAAUUAAUUCUCUUUUAUAAGCUUGCUAGUAUAAAACACCUGUUGAACUUAUUUAAAAAUAAACACUAUGUAAUAACCUACAUAUACAUACAUACAUACAUACAUAUAUACUUAAAUACUUGUGUAUUGUAUGUAGCUGUAACUGUAACUGGCGCUUGUCAAAGUCAAUAUACUUCUUUUGCGCUUUGGAGCGAAAAGUGGAACAACAACAACAAGAAACACUCACUCACACACACACAUACACAUACUCACUCGUCUAUAUGUACUAAAUACUAGUUAUUUUACAAUAUAAUUAAAAAAAACAACAACAACAGCAAUCGCAACAGCAGCAAAACGAAAAAUAAGCUAUAAAAACAAAUAAGUACGAAAACUAAUAGUAUUCACUGUAAACUUAACAUUUGAGUGAACUCAGAUUUUAUUUUAACCCCACUUUUUUAAUUAAUUAAUUAAUUUUAAUUAAUAUUGUUUUAUUUUAAACUUUUUUUAUCAAAACCGAAAACAAAAACAAAAAACAAAUAUAUAUAUAUAUAUAUAUAGAAUGGAUUUUUUUAAAUCGCUAUUUUCAUAGAAAUAAUUUUGUAGCAAUAUUGAAUGUGUAACAACUACAUACAUACAUGAAAAAAUUUAAUAUACACAUAUGCAAAGUGUUUUGUAUGUCUGUUAGUGUAAAGCAUAACGAAUAAAAAAUAUGAAUACGUACAUACAUAAAUACAUAUAUACUUACAAGCAAAAAUUGUUGUUGGUUUUAGUGUGUAGAUGUCGGCAGAAAUUUAAAAAAAAAAAUGUUUCCAGAUUUUAAAUGCUUGGAUACGAAAGACAGUCGCAAAAUUUUUAAAAUUCAGCGUUAAGUAUGUAAUUUGAUAUUUUUGUUUGUUUAUUGAACGCAAUUUGUCUGAAUUUUCGGCUUUUUAAAUGUACUUUUCCAAUUUUAUUGCAUACUUUUAGGCGCAUAAACUUGUUUUAAACAUUGUCGUGUAUUUUACAGAAUUUCAGUGCAUAAUUUUAGGCGCUUAAAAAAUUCUAAAUACAGACAAAAUAUUUUUAUCAUUAAUUUGUAUGAAAAAAAAUAGAAGUAUUAUAUUUGCAAGUAAUUUUGAAAAUAAAAAUUAUAAAUUAUUAGUUUUCCAAAAUAAUCUUUUCUUGAAAAAAAAUUAAAAAUUUAAUUAUAAUUAAAAAAUUAAAUUUUUUUAUUAAUUUUUAUUACAAAAAGUGAAACAAUUACUAUUUUUUCAUUUCUUUUAACAAAAGUAAUAAAGAUUAAAUUAUAGUUGUUUUUAAAAAACAGUUAUUUUUUUAAAUUUUAAUUAAUAAAAAAUAUUCAAAAUUUAUUAAUUCAUAAAAAAAAUUAAAAUAUUUUUUAUUACACAAAGUAAAAUACAUAUGUUUUUUUUGGGAAAAAAAUUUUCAAUUGAUGUAUUAGAUACUUUAAAAAAACGAAGACAAAUUAAAAAUCACAAAGACAUAUGCCAGCAAUUUUUAGCAAAAAAUUAUAAAAAAUUCAGUCAAAAUACAUAGGUGUAUGUAUAUGUGUGUAUAAAUAAAAAUUAAUCUCAAAUUCUUUAAAAGAACUUUGGUCACAGGCAAAGGCACUUGAUUCUGCCCAAUUCUCAUAUGUUUAUAUGUACAAAAAUUUACAUCAAACUGUCGCUUCUACCUCUAGCUACAGUUAUUUGUUGCGCAGCUUCUUAAUAAUGCAAAUAAUUAUAUAAUUUGUGAGGCACAUAAAGCAAUUUUUCAAGUAUUCCAAGCGCCGCUCUAGUGUUAAUAGUGCAAUGGUAUUUUUUUUUU